This is a messenger RNA of Coregonus clupeaformis (lake whitefish), 1839 nucleotides long. RefSeq names its product glucose-6-phosphatase catalytic subunit 3 (gene g6pc3). The record is from RefSeq and is a predicted model, not a curated record. The transcript is spliced from 6 exons. Bases 172 to 1185 code for a protein of 337 amino acids. Lineage: Eukaryota; Metazoa; Chordata; Actinopteri; Salmoniformes; Salmonidae. Gene Ontology annotation, molecular function: glucose-6-phosphatase activity. Gene Ontology annotation, cellular component: membrane. Gene Ontology annotation, biological process: gluconeogenesis; glucose 6-phosphate metabolic process.
UCCCCAUGACUUACUUUCUCAACCGACGGACUGGAUUUGCAGUUGUCUGGGUGGCUGCUAUUUCAGAGUGGCUUAAUCUAGUGUUCAAAUGGUAAGAGUAACGUUUAUUUGGUCCAUUAUGCUUUAAAAACGUUCAAUUAACUUACCGGAAGUCUCGGCCCUAUAGCUGCAAUGUCCGCUGAAUGCUUGAUAAACUUUAAGAAAACCCACUACAAAUCAUAUGUUUCAUUUACAUUUUUUAACGCAUCAACAUUUAUUUAUGGUGAGCAUAUAACGCAUACAUCUCUGAUAUUUUAUGCAACACGUUUGGAUUCGUGGCAUGUCCUUUUCUAUUAUUGGUCCGACGGUAAAACAAACGUCGGAACCUUAAAGAGUUGGAGGAUGAUGCUCUUUGGGGAGAGGCCAUUCUGGUGGGUUGGAGAAUCCCAUUUAUUUGACAAAAACCCUCCCAAACUCCACCAGUUUGCUUCAACUUGUGAAACAGGUCCAGGCAGUCCAUCUGGUCAUGCAAUGGUAACAGCAGCAGUGUGGUGGGUGAUGGCCUCAUCCCUGGGUUCUCUUCUCUACUCCUACACGCGCAGCGUGUUGCUAUCAGCGGUUCCGUACUUGCUGUAUCUGCUGGGGUUAGUGGCAGUUGGCCUCUCUCGUAUCUUCAUCCUGGCACACUUCCCCCAUCAGGUCAUAGCUGGCUCUUUGACAGGCUUCAUUCUUGGGGUAGUUCUGAGCCGUCAGGUUCCAGAAGGUCGCCCUCUGGUGUUUUUUGUGAGUUCCAGCUUUGGGCUACUCCUCAGUGCUUUCCUAAUCCACUCAGGACUGACACGGCUGGGCUUCGACCUGUCCUGGUCCAUUGCAUUGGCUAAGAAGUGGUGCUCCCAUUCAGAGUGGAUUCGGCUGGACACAGCCCCCUUCUCCUCACUCACUCGGGACUGUGGUGCUAUCCUGGGCCUGGGGCUGGCCCAGUACUGGAAGCCAGGUGGGUACACUCUCCCCUGGGCUCCACGUGCCCUGUGUCUGGCCCUCUGCUCCAUGGCUCUCUACCAUGUCCAUCGACUGCCUCUACCAAUCCAACCACAGCCCCUCUUCUACUUCCUCUUCUUUAUCAAGUUUACCAUCGUGCCCCAGGUGGUCAUGAUCUAUGUACCUGGCUUUGUACACCUCCUCACACACAAAAAGAAAAAGGAGUAAAACGACAUUCCUCAAAAGAUCAACUCUGGACACUGAGAGAAAAAGUUUCUAUAGGUACUCUUAAAAUAAUGCUUUUCUUUUCAUACACACUCCUGUAUAAAUUGGGAAAUUGAUAGCAAUAUGGGUGUUGAAUUCUAAGGAAAUUGUCAGACAUAAAUGCUGAAUGCAAAUUUUUCUGCUGAUGAUUGAAGAUUGUAUAAUUCCAUUUGCAUGAUAUAGGCCAAAUGUUUUUGGUGUUAUUUUGUCUCAGCUUCUACUAUGCGUCUGUUAUUUCUAGCAAUGUAACCAGCAGUGUAACCUUCUCACUCCCUAGCUAUGUAAACAGCAGUGUAACCUUCUCCUUCCCAAAUAUGUAUGCAAUAUCUCACUUCGUUUAGUUACAAUGUUGCCUUACAAUUUGAUUGACAAAUUAUCUGUAAGUAAAGGUAAAUGGUGCCACAUUCUGGUUAUACCUAAUCAAUUAAUGACUCUGUUACAAUCAAGUAGGCUAGUGUGCAGUUCCCUCAGGUAGUACUAGAUGUUAUGCUUGGCAUGUAACAUUAAAGAAGUAAAAAAUGACCUGACAAUGAAAAUGUAAGGUUACUGUAUGCUACAUAAGCAGCUAUUCAUAUCAUUCACCUGAAAGACCGAAGCAAAUAAAUGACAUGCAUGCUG